UUGUAUGGGGGCAGUGAGAGGGAACUGGGAAGGACUGGGAGGGUGUUACACACUCUGAUGUCAUAAUUUUGGGGUGGGCGUGUCCCCAGCAGGCUCCACCCACCCAGAAGGCAGGACCAUUGCAGGCCCCGCCCCCUCCCGCACCGGCCCCGCCCAUCGUGCUGAUGAAGGCACGGGGUGAAGAGGGGCGGGGCCUCUCAGGGGGUGGGGCCUCCCAGGGGGAGGGGCCAGUGCAGCCCCCGCCCCCUGAGAGGGAGGGGCCCCGCCCCACCCAGCCCAUGUACCAACUGCACGGGAGGGGCCUCCCCCCCCCGGGGGCGCCCGACCCGGCCCAGGCCCAGGCCCGGCUGGCGGCGCCCGAGAAGAUGAAAACCAGUAUCAAACUGGUGGACGAGCAGAUGAACUGGUGCGACAGCGCCCUCGAGUUCCUCAUGGAGCAGACGGACGUGCUCGUGGUCGGGGCCCUGGGGCUGCAGGGGACGGGCAAGUCCACGGUGCUGUCACUGCUGGCCGGGAACCAGCCCGAGGAGGACCCGCGGUCGUUCGUGUUCCGGCCGCAGCCCCCCGAGCUGCGGGAACGGGGGGGGGCCCAGACCGGGGGCAUCGACCUGUUCGUCACCCAGGAGCGGGUGCUGUUCCUGGACACCCAGGUAAUUAGUGUUGAUUAACAGUGUUUGCUACCGGUUACCGUAAUUACCCCAUUA
Lepidothrix coronata (blue-crowned manakin) is the source of this 704-nucleotide messenger RNA. It is a transcript of the gene SMG9, whose product is annotated as SMG9, nonsense mediated mRNA decay factor. NCBI's taxonomy places the organism in Eukaryota, Metazoa, Chordata, Aves, Passeriformes, Pipridae. Bases 165 to 668 code for a protein of 167 amino acids. The transcript has 4 exons. The record is from RefSeq and is a predicted model, not a curated record. Gene Ontology annotation, biological process: nuclear-transcribed mRNA catabolic process, nonsense-mediated decay.